Messenger RNA from Manihot esculenta (cassava), 576 nucleotides. Its product is annotated as protein PSY2. The record is from RefSeq and is a predicted model, not a curated record. The coding region runs from base 83 to 337 and encodes 84 amino acids. The transcript is spliced from 3 exons. Lineage: Eukaryota; Viridiplantae; Streptophyta; Magnoliopsida; Malpighiales; Euphorbiaceae.
UCACCACCUUCCUCUCUUCUUCUUCUUCUCCCUUUUUAAGAGAUCAGAGCCCCAUGCAUUUGCUCAUAACAACAAAUCAGAGAUGGCUCAAAAUCUCAUUAAGAUCAAAACUCUUCUUCUAGUUUCAUUGUUACUACUACUACUACUGCUCAUUCCCUUAUCUUUAGGAAUGGUUGAAGGAUUCAGAGAAGGCAAGAGCCAAAAUCGCUCACUUUACAAGGAUGGCAUCCAAAUGAGUACGAUCAGCAGGAAGGUUUUGAUGGACGUGCUAGAUUAUGAUGACACAGGACCUAACACUAGACAUGAUCCUAGGAAGAAAUCUGGAGGCAAGCCUUAGUUAUUAUAUAUAUGUAUUCCUGUGUCUGUCUCUAUAUAAAAGAGGUUUAGCAUGUCCGAGGUUUCAAGCGAGUUAAUUCAGUGUAGUACGAGGAGGUAUUCUAUUGUAUACUCUAUUUGUGAUUGGUCUGGAUCUAGAUAUUACUAAAUUAACAAACUAAGAUGCUUGAUUUUGCAUUAAGAAGGGAUAUAUGUAUAUAUAUCAAGAAUAAAAUUAGAGGAUAGCUUCUUCGUUUUCUU